Sesamum indicum (sesame) is the source of this 2309-nucleotide messenger RNA. RefSeq names its product heat shock protein 60 (gene HSP60). The record is from RefSeq and is a predicted model, not a curated record. Gene Ontology annotation, biological process: protein refolding. NCBI's taxonomy places the organism in Eukaryota, Viridiplantae, Streptophyta, Magnoliopsida, Lamiales, Pedaliaceae. Gene Ontology annotation, molecular function: ATP binding; ATP-dependent protein folding chaperone.
GGUACCUCAAAACCCUAAAACCCUAGAACCUCCUUCUUCUAGACCCUUCUCUUCUCAUUUUAAACACACACACACACCCCGUUCAAUAAGCCAAAUCAAAUACCACUUCUGCUCCAUUUUCCUCUGCAAAGUAUUUCUCGUGCACUUAUUCUCCCUGCAGUCCGUGCAGCUUCUUCUUCAAUUUUGAAGUAUGUAUCGGUUUGCAACAAAUCUUGCCGGAAAAGCCAGGCUUGCAAGAAACAGCAGCCAACAGGUUGGUAGUAGAUGGGGUUGGAGCAGAAACUAUGCUGCAAAAGACAUUAGAUUUGGAGUGGAGGCAAGGGCAUUGAUGCUUAAGGGUGUUGAAGAGCUUGCUGAUGCAGUUAAAGUUACUAUGGGUCCUAAGGGGCGUAAUGUAGUGAUUGAACAAAGUUGGGGUGCCCCUAAAGUUACAAAGGAUGGCGUGACAGUUGCAAAGAGCAUUGAAUUUAAGGACAAAGUUAAGAACAUUGGUGCAAGCCUUGUAAAACAGGUUGCAAAUGCUACAAAUGAUGUUGCUGGUGAUGGUACUACCUGCGCCACUGUCCUCACUCGCGCGAUAUUUAUGGAAGGCUGCAAGUCAGUGGCGGCUGGCAUGAAUGCUAUGGAUCUCAGGCGUGGUAUUACUAUGGCUGUUGAUGCUGUGGUCACAAACUUGAAAAGCAGAGCGAGAAUGAUUAGCACCUCAGAGGAGAUUGCUCAGGUUGGAACUAUUUCUGCCAAUGGAGAGAGAGAAAUUGGUGAGCUGAUUGCAAAGGCCAUGGAAAAAGUUGGGAAGGAGGGUGUGAUCACAAUUCAAGAUGGAAAGACAUUGUUCAAUGAAUUGGAAGUAGUUGAGGGGAUGAAACUUGACAGAGGUUACAUUUCCCCAUACUUCAUUACAAACCAGAAGAACCAGAAAUGUGAAUUGGACGAUCCUCUAAUUCUAAUUCACGAGAAGAAAAUCUCAAGCAUAAAUGCCGUUGUCAAAGUUCUGGAACUGGCUUUGAAGAGGCAAAGACCUCUUCUGAUAGUUGCUGAAGAUGUGGAGAGUGAUGCACUUGCAACUCUUAUCCUUAACAAGCUUCGAGCUGGAAUAAAGGUCUGUGCUGUAAAAGCUCCUGGAUUUGGUGAAAACAGGAAAUCUAGCUUGCAGGAUCUUGCUGUUUUAACAGGAGGCCAGGUCAUAACUGAGGAACUUGGAAUGAACCUUGAUGAUGUGGAGUUGGAUAUGCUGGGAUCAUGCAAGAAGGUCACCAUAUCUAAGGAUGACUCUGUUAUACUUGAUGGAGCUGGUGAAAAGAAAUCCAUAGAAGAAAGAUGUGAGCAGAUCAGGUCAGCAAUUGAAUUGAGCACUUCUGAUUAUGAUAAGGAGAAGUUGCAAGAAAGACUUGCCAAACUUUCUGGUGGUGUAGCUGUGCUUAAGAUUGGAGGAGCUAGUGAAGCGGAAGUUGGUGAGAAGAAGGAUAGGGUCACAGAUGCUUUAAAUGCCACGAAAGCGGCAGUUGAGGAAGGAAUCGUUCCUGGUGGUGGCGUUGCCCUACUCUAUGCAUCAAAGGAAUUGGAAAAGUUGCCAACUGCAAACUUUGACCAGAAGAUUGGUGUUCAAAUUAUUCAGAAUGCAUUGAAGACACCAGUUUAUACAAUUGCAUCGAAUGCUGGAGUAGAAGGUGCCGUUGUUGUUGGCAAGUUGCUGGAAUCAGAUAAUCCUGAUCUCGGAUAUGAUGCCGCUAAAGGUGAAUACGUUGAUAUGGUCAAAGCUGGAAUUAUUGAUCCGUUGAAGGUUAUCAGAACUGCUCUUGUAGAUGCUGCUAGUGUUUCGUCAUUGAUGACAACAACAGAAGCCAUUGUGGUUGAACAGCCUAAAGACGAGAAGCCUGCCCCUCCAAUGGGUGGCGGCAUGGGUGAAAUGGAUUACUGACCAGUCUCAAGACAUUGAACCAAUCUAGCACGCAUGUCAAACAUUGUUUAAACAACAAAUAAGCUUAGGAUUGUCACCAUUUUGACGAGUUCAGUUGCGGGACGUUGAGGCAUCCAUUGUAAUCAUAACAAGAGUUGAAAGAAAACAUGUUGAUCAUGUAGGUUUACACUCUGUAAUUGGUUGAAAGACGGGAUUGGCAUUUUGGUUAAUUAAUGAUUGUCUUUCCAGGACGGUUCAAGUCCAUUUGAUUCAGCUGCAACUUCACCUUUUCUUGAUUGUACUGAUUUGCAAAUGCUGAAAAUCCCACUGCUCCUGGAAUUGCAUGUUUUAAACUUCCGCUGCAGUGCGUCUAUCAGUUACUCUUUGCAACUCUCUAUUAAGAGUACGUGAA